Spirometra erinaceieuropaei is the source of this 1194-nucleotide messenger RNA. The record is from the annotation of a GenBank genome assembly. NCBI's taxonomy places the organism in Eukaryota, Metazoa, Platyhelminthes, Cestoda, Diphyllobothriidea, Diphyllobothriidae.
AUGCUUCGACUGACCCUCUUAUUCAGCCGACCGCAUCCCCAGCUGCGCGCCUUAUCGCGGAUUCGUGAGUGGAAUUAUGACGUGGUGACAACUGCAUCUGCUAGUACACCUUCCCACGGGACGAUCGGCUGGACCGACAUCGUGGGAACCGCGUUGGUCGCACCAUGUCUUGAUUUGUGUUCUUUUAUGCGUUCAGUGCAAAACGAAGGCGUUUCCACCCAAGCCAUGUUUUGAUCCUGCAGCCCUUCUCUGCCUCUCAAUUUCCUCCCUAUCGAAUCGAGCCAUAGCCAGACUUUUUAUCCUGUUACGCGCCUUCACACCCGCGACAGUUAGUUAAGGAUGAGAGCGUCGAAUAAUUUGACCAGGCCGAUUUAGUUGAGGAUUAUGUCUACGACCAGGGAGUGGACAGGGUUCUCGAUAAGUCGAGGGGGAGAUUAGGAGGGGUCGGGCGAGGAAAAGGAAAAGGGAGGAGGAGGAGGAGGAGGAAACUGAAGUUCACGUUCAUUCUACUCCUCUGCGAGAUUGUUGUGCUUCCUUAUUCUAAUCUUGGGCAGUGCACUGCUUUGUUUUAUUAGCUGCUCUUGGUCUCCAUAACAUCUGACAAAAUAUUCGGGUUUAUUAGAUGCGGCAGAUCCCCAGAGGUUUCGCCUCCGAUGUCUGCUACCUUAAUUUGUCUUAACGCAUCCAGUGCAUCACCGGAACGCGAGCAGAAAUGUGAAACCACACUCAUAUGUAAGAGCUGCUGUGUUAGUGCGCCGUCCUUUAAAGCACUUGAACGGGGAGGUACAACACCUGAUCGUAAUCCGACAUUUUCCCUGAUGACUUACGUUGUACACUUUGAUGGGCCGUUAGUGGCCAGCAAAUUCACUUCUGUCCUGCUUCGUCGACGUCAGCCUAGACAAGUGAGAGAAUCAUAUUUUUGGCUUCUUCGCAUUAAAUUAACAGUCCUGUUUAGAUUUAAAAGACAAUGAUAGAGAAAGAAGCGAAACGAAGGUUGAUUAUGGUGCCGACAUUGCUAAGGAGGAGGCGGAGAAGAAGAAGAAGAAGAAGAGGAAGAAGAAGGAGGAGGAGGAGGAGGAUGAGGAGGAGGAGAAGGAGAAGGAGGAGGAGGAGGAGGAGGAGGAGGAGGAAAAUGAAACUGAAGUUCGCGUUCAUUCUACUCGUCUGAGUGAUUGUUAUACAUCCUUAUUCUAA